CUCCUACAGGAAACUAGAUUAUAAAUCAACUAUAUCAUGAAAUAAUUAUUGAACAUUUCUCCAAACCUUUGGAACGAAUAUUUGGGACUUCUCAUCAACAUGAAGUCUCUAUCCCUUACUCGUACAAAAAGGCUUUUAAGUACAAAGUUCCAGUUAAUAUGGACUUGGGCAGCGACCUAGAAUCCAUCCUCAUGCAAUAACAAGACCGCGAGCAUGGACGAGCUCCCCAAGACCAAAUCCCGAGAAAUCGAAUAUCUCUACUUCGACUUGGACAUACCACUCCUAACAUCAAUCAUCACUUCACUCCCUGGACCCGGACAAUCCUCGCCAUUAAAACCCCCCGACUUGAAGAAAUAUGGAUCGCCAUUUCUAUGGCCUAAAUGGUGCAAACCCAUUAUGAUUUGAAUCUCAUGCGCAGUGAAAGCCCUCGCCGGUUACUCUGCAGGGGAAGCCAGGCCAGCCCGGCGUCAACAGAGCUGACCGCAGAAUGGGGUGUCAGCUCGAUGGUGUACAACCUGGCUAUUACGAUCUCUUGUGUGGGGUUUGGGCUUGCACCGAUGCCUACACUGUCGCAUGCGAUGGAGCACACAUUCUUUUGCUG
This is a messenger RNA of Aspergillus ruber CBS 135680, 601 nucleotides long. RefSeq lists its product as uncharacterized. The record is from RefSeq and is a predicted model, not a curated record. The transcript is spliced from 2 exons. The coding region runs from base 214 to 405 and encodes 63 amino acids. Lineage: Eukaryota; Fungi; Ascomycota; Eurotiomycetes; Eurotiales; Aspergillaceae.